CCAUUUUUUAGAUUUGCCUCCAGAGAGAUGGAUAUCUUUAUGAAUGAGGAUUUUACUGUGACCGGUAACACCAGCCAUGAAGUAGGACUCGAAAGACUUGAAGACAGCAAAAGUCAAGGACUCAACCACAGUGACCCUUUAGACAUGUUUGAAGGCAUGGAGGUUCUUCAACGCUUCAAGCUUCUCUUUCUACCUCUCUACUGCAUCGUAGUGAUCGUGGCUGGUGUUGGAAACGCCUUCCUUUUGGCCUGCAUCUUGGGUGACAAGAAACUCCACAACGCCACAAACUUUUUCAUCGGGAACUUAGCAGCUGGAGACCUGCUUAUGUGUCUGAGCUGUGUUCCUCUGACAGUGUCUUACGCCUUUGACAGCCACGGCUGGGCUUUUGGAAGACCCCUCUGCCACCUGGUCCCUUUGCUGCAAUGUGCUACAGUGUUUGCAUCAGUGCUUUCUCUCACUGCCAUUGCUGUGGACCGCUAUAUUGUUGUAGCUCAUCCAGUGCGGAGGAGGAUCUCUGUAUGGGGUUGUGGUGCAGUGACUCUGGGCGUCUGGCUUUUAUCUCUGGCCCUGGCUGCCCCUCCAUCGCUCUACACACGCUACCUGGACCUGCGACCCAAUGGCAUUGACUUGGUAGUGUGUGAGGAAUUCUGGCCAAAUAGUGGCAAUCUGCGACUGCUCUACUCCUGCUUCAUUCUCAUAGCCUCUUAUAUGAUCCCACUGCUGUCUGUCAGCGUAUCCUACUGUGCCAUUACCAUCAGUCUAAAACGGUAUUCGGUACCCGGGGAGCCAUCCAACAGUCAGCAGUGCUGGAGCCAAAGGAGGAAGAAGACCUUCUCACUGCUAGUGGCCUCAGUGCUUGCCUUUGCCCUGUGCUGGCUGCCCCUGCAGGUGCUGAACCUAUUGCUGGACCUGGACCCAGACUUCCAUAUCAUAGGGAAGCGCUACAUAAACGUCUUACAAGUCUGCUGUCAUUUAGUGGCCAUGAGCUCUGCGUGUUACAAUCCCUUCAUAUACGCCUCACUGCACAGCAAGGUACGCAUGCACCUGAAAGGCUAUCUCUGUCCUUGUCGACAGAAGAGGAUGGUGGAGAGAUCGAUAUCCAGAUGCUGA
Messenger RNA from Scomber japonicus (chub mackerel), 1110 nucleotides. RefSeq names its product 7 transmembrane receptor domain-containing protein. Gene Ontology annotation, cellular component: neuron projection; plasma membrane. The record is from RefSeq and is a predicted model, not a curated record. The transcript is spliced from 3 exons. Gene Ontology annotation, molecular function: neuropeptide binding; neuropeptide Y receptor activity. The coding region runs from base 28 to 1110 and encodes 360 amino acids. NCBI's taxonomy places the organism in Eukaryota, Metazoa, Chordata, Actinopteri, Scombriformes, Scombridae. Gene Ontology annotation, biological process: G protein-coupled receptor signaling pathway.